UGCCCGCACCUCCGCACGGAGGUUGGAACCCAGCUAGCAGAGCGUGUAUGAGGAAGGAGCCUCUCUGCCCCGAGGUCCCUAUGAAACCGCUCUACUGGACAAGGAUUUUGGUGCCUGUAGUACCGACAGAGCGUGGUGGCUCCACCGAUGUUACGGAUUCGCCCGUCCACAUCCCGCUGUGGGCGGAGCUAGAGGAAGAGAAAAACUUGGACAUGAAAGAGUUCGCCGGCCUUUUCUCGCGUCAGGUAACCGCGUCAAGAAAGCCGGUGAAAAGAACGGACGAGGCCACGAAGCCGUCUAAAGUGCAGCCGGCUAAGAUCCUCGACUCGAAGCGGUCCAAGACGGUCGGUAUACUCGAGAAGAGUUUGCGCGUCGAUUUUUGCGAGGUGGAGAACGCCGUUUACAAUUUGGACACAAGCGUGAUCAACUUGGAAGCGUUGCAACAGAUAUACGAGAUCAGGCCGACGAAGAAAGAAUUGGAGGAUAUAAAAGCUUUCGAGGCCGCGAAUCCCGACGUUCCCCUCGAUCAACCGGAGAUUUUCCUCAAGAAGUUGGCCGAUAUCAAUCACUUCUCGGAGAGGAUAGCGUGUUUGAUGUUCCAAGCAGAGUUCCAGGACGCGAUCUCGAACGUCUCGUCGAAAUUGACGAAUCUGCGCAGCACCUGCGACUUCUUGAGAAACUCUAGCUCCCUGAAGAGGGUCAUGGCGUUGAUCCUCACGUUCGGCAAUUACAUGAACGGCGGGAACAGGACGCGUGGGCAGGCGGACGGUUUCGGUCUCGAGAUUCUAGGGAAAUUGAAGGACGUCAAGUCGAACGUGGCAGGUGUCACGUUGCUCCACUACAUCGUCAGGGCGAGAUUGGCCCAGGAGAGGGAUCACAAUUUCGACGAGCCUUUGCCCCUCCCGAUUCCGGAACCGGCCGACAUGGAGGCGGCGUCCACCAUAAAUUUUGAAAAUCUGUCCGCCGAGUUGGACAGGUUGAGAAACGAGCUCGAAGGUUGUAUCGAGAAGUGUAACGCGGUGGUCGAGGCGGAUCCCGAUUCGUCGGCCCCGUUCAAGGAGAAAAUGGACGCGUUUUUCCGCGAGGCGAGGGCAGAAUUGGCGAACGAGCAGCAGGCACUGCUCGAAGCGAGGAGCAAAUUCAAGGCUGUGAUGCAAUUCUACCAGUAUAAGCCGAAAGGGACGAAUCUCGACGCGGCUGAUCCAAACGCGUUCUUCGCCCUUUGGCUAGGUUUUUGCCAGGACUUCAAGGAUAUCUGGAAGAAGGAGCAGCAACGAAUAAAGAAGGAACGGAUGGAGGAGAUGAAGAAGAAGUACGAGAACAAGACGAAGGUGGAGAAGCUGAAAUUAAGCGCCACGGGGUUGAAGGCACGGCUUCAAAAAUUGUCGCGAAAGUAGAAAAGAGAAAGAAAGAAAAAAUAUAUAUGUAUGUAUACACACACAGACGCAAAAGGCGACUUCGAUCUUGGAUCGCUAAUGGUCGAUAAUGGCGAUCCCAAUUUAAUCGGAGGAAUGUUCGAGCGAGGAUCGAUACCACUACGCUAUAACGUACAUGUCACGGCUAUAUGUCACGGAGAAACGAGUUUCUUUGGAUCGAUCGUGUCCGUUCCGCUCGAUCCGUCCUUUAUUAUUCUUCUACGGCACUAAAGUUUCAUCGAAUUUGAAUAACGCUGAUAGAUAAGAAUCGAGAAUACGAGAGAAUCUGAGAAUUGUAAUAUUGUAAAUAAGGCUUGUUGUUAAGUUUGCGUAUAUAAUUUGUUAUAAUUUGUAAAUACGAUUGUUCCGCGAAUGAAAUAUUCGGAUAAUUAUAAUAAACGUUACUUUUUACA
Messenger RNA from Apis florea (little honeybee), 1828 nucleotides. RefSeq lists its product as uncharacterized. Gene Ontology annotation, cellular component: cytoplasm; cytoskeleton. Gene Ontology annotation, biological process: cortical actin cytoskeleton organization. Gene Ontology annotation, molecular function: actin filament binding. The record is from RefSeq and is a predicted model, not a curated record. Lineage: Eukaryota; Metazoa; Arthropoda; Insecta; Hymenoptera; Apidae.